AUCUGAAAAUGUGAGAGUUGACACUGUAAACAACAACAAAAAGCUUCUGAGAAUUCGCCGGAGUUAAGAGAGAGAGAGAGAGAGCGAUCCAGCGGUUGAGAUGUUCUUACGGGCAAUCGGACGGCCAUUGUUGGCUAAAGUGAAGCAGACGACGGGGAUCGUCGGGCUUGACGUGGUCCCGAACGCGAGGGCGGUGCUGAUCGAUCUCUACAGCAAAACCCUAAAGGAGAUCCAAGCUGUGCCGGAGGAUGAAGGAUACCGAAAAGCGGUGGAAUCAUUCACGAGACACCGUCUCAAUGUGUGCAAGGAAGAAGAAGACUGGGAGUCGAUCGAGAAGCGGCUUGGUUGUGGUCAAGUCGAAGAGCUCAUCGAAGAGGCACAAGAUGAGCUCACACUCAUUGGAAAAAUGAUCGAAUGGGACCCUUGGGGUGUUCCAGAUGACUACGAGUGUGAAGUGAUUGAGAAUGAUGCGCCGAUUCCCAAGCACGUUCCUCAACACCGACCUGGUCCUCUUCCUGAGGAGUUCUACAAAACCCUUGAAGGUCUACUUUCAGAGGCCAAAACAGAAAUCCCAGCUGCUAGCUCCAGCGAUCCGCAGUUGAAGGAGUAACUUCAAGCUUCAUAAUUUGUGUACUUGUUGGUUUUUCUUUUUUUUUGGCUAGAGUUGUUCCAGAGACAGUCAAGCCUCUGAAUAAAAUCUCUUAAUAAUUUUGAAAACUAUAUAGCAAUGGCAUACGCUUUUCACAAAUGUUUUAUCGUCCUUGUUCAAAAAAACUAUGAUAAUACAAACGAUGUUUCUUCUU
Messenger RNA from Eutrema salsugineum, 803 nucleotides. Its product is annotated as probable NADH dehydrogenase [ubiquinone] 1 alpha subcomplex subunit 5, mitochondrial. Bases 101 to 610 code for a protein of 169 amino acids. The record is from RefSeq and is a predicted model, not a curated record. The transcript is spliced from 2 exons. Lineage: Eukaryota; Viridiplantae; Streptophyta; Magnoliopsida; Brassicales; Brassicaceae. Gene Ontology annotation, biological process: respiratory electron transport chain.